GUUAUUUAAUCGUCGUUUAGAUCGAACGAUAUUAUCGAAAGGGCUCUCCACUUUAGUGGCUUGUGAUCUGACUCCAAGGUGUUUGUAAUGAUGAUUGAUAUUGAAAUAUAUAUGUCGUCUCUCCUCGUAUAACAAGGUCAGAAUGUGACUCAAGUAGAAUGAAUAGAAUGGGCUAUCCGAAAGCUAGAAUAAGGUAAUAUGGGCUUAAAAUAAUCACCGACACGACACCAUAGUGUUCAUCUAUCAUUUCUUUCAUUUUCCUUGAUAUUACAGAAAAAUAACUAGUAAUAUAUCUCCAAAACCACAACCAACAACAAAUCCAUCAAUAUCCAAUAAUAAUAAUAAUAAUAAUAAUAAUAAUAAUAAUAAUAAUAAUAAUGAUUUCGAAUCAUUGGAUUAUUCAACUGGAUCAGAUAAAUUUAUAUUAACUCCUACAGAACGUCAACGUAUUAUUGAAGAAGAACGUACACGUUUAGAAUCAUUUGUAUCUACUGCAAGACAGCAUAAAUUUUCAGAUCAUCAUCAUGAUCAAAAUAAUAUAAAUAUGAAUGAUAUAAAUCAACAAAAUUAUUAUUCAAUGAAAUCCGAUAAUGAUAAUUUUCUCGAUUUAUUAUCAUUUGAUGAAUUAUCUCAAACAAAUGCUAAACAACAAUUCAAUAAUUUUUUGUCAUCUAUUGAACAGAAUUCCAUAAUAACAUCUGAAAAGAAUCUACUUGAGUGUCCAAUUUUAAGUUAGAAGAAGACCAAAGACGGUCACACCAAGCCUAUGUCCAGGAAGAACUGUCUUCUACUUUUCCUCAUGUUUUGAAAGAUACAAAUUCAUGUAAUUUCAAUGAUGUUCCAACUAAUUCAUUACCAUUUGGGUCGAAUAAAAGUCCACCUUUACUUCUCUCUGCUCAGUCAACCUCAACUCUAGUUCCUGUGGCAAUAUCCCCUGGUCAGUUGCAUUCUACAAAUCCAUUUUUAUUCAAUACUCAUCCUCAGUUAUCGAUUACAUCCAAAGACUUCAUGUCGAAUCAGCGAGUUUCUGCUAAUUCAACUUCCACAUCUCCGCAAAUGCAGUCUAAUUCGAAUACUAUUCCGUCAAAAUCAUUAAUUUCACUAGACGAUAAAAUCGCUCAAAUAGCUGGAAAUUUGUCUAUUUGUGACAGUUAUUCAUCCACACAAGCUGGUCGUAUUUAUCGUGCUCCCGAUGGAAGUUUAUCUACAAUCAAUUGGUCUGGAACUAUGCCAUGUGUUCAAGUUUCAACAGUAUCUAAUCAACAGAUGUCACAAGUUUCAACUAUUCAUCAAUCACCUUCUUUGAAUCAAAUUAUAGGUCCAGUUAAUACUAAUCAUCAACCAACUGCUUCGAUUCCAUUGAAUCCGACUAAUCCAUGGGCUGCAUCAGCUCAGUCUAAUGUGAGUUCAUUCUCAAGUCGGUGCGCUUUUAAUCUUAAAUAAAUUCGAUAUUUAUGUAACUCAAUUCAGGAGCUAAGUAUUUUAAUGUGGUAAUUAAGUUUGUCUAGCAUUUGAAUCCAAGCAUUAUCAGUGAACAGUAGUUUCUAGUUUUUUUUUAUUAUUUACCUGUUGUCACCUCGUAUGUUUUGUGUAAUUUUUAAUCAUUUUCUGUUUUAUUUAUUUCACGAUGCCAACCCCCACCUUGUUAGUAGUUAAAAGGUAAUAGUAUUUCUUCUUGACCAUCAUCAACUGACUAUGUUCUAUCUCUCUGUUUUCAAUAUUGUAGGUGUUCCAUCUUACUUUGGAGAUCUAGUGGUCCUUCUGGAACACAUUCCGUGUUUUAAAGGCUUACAAGCCCACCGUCUGAAUGUGAUUUUGUGGGGACCGCGGCUCACUGGUCUUUGUAUACAUAAUGGUAUCACACCGAAAAACAACUUAAAAAGUUCGCAAUUUUACUUGCCCUGCAUAUGUAUAAUCUACUUGCAUACUAGUUAACACACAAACUUUCAUACGAGUACCCACCUGGAAGGGUAGAUGUUCACCGUUCCCUUUGAAACGUAUUUGCUACAACAGAAUAUCUCUUAUACAUUACAUCCAUAUUAUUCAGUGCAUAGAUACCAUCCCUGUACUUCCUGACGCACACAAGCAUAAGCACGCUCUCGAGGGAGGUUGUUAGUCGCCUCACGCUAGUACUUGGUACCACCUAUUAUUAUUAUGUCUUCGACCUGAUGGAUAGGUCGCUGAUUUUGUUAAACAUAUGGCUGACAUUUUGCAACUAACAUUUCCUUUGUACGACACCAAACACAUACCUCUUGCACAUAUAUACAUGAACUACAUAGGCCUGAGGACUUCUGAAAUUCUUAUUCAUAAGCAUGUGCAUCAAAUAGCUCGUUACAGUUAAGUGGGCCUCGAGUUGGAAUCCGAGUUAAUCAAUCACUAGUCCGAUCUCUAUCGACUGCUUAAUUUGGCUAUCAGGGUUGCCCUCACUAUCCAGCAGCGCUGUGAGGAGAUCUUGGGUCGCAUUUUGCUUCAUUCUCUAUAAUGAAUGCCCCAAUCCAAUUAUUUACACUUAAGUUAUUACUAAAUAGCUAUAAAACAGCAUUAUUAGUCGGUGGUUAUCGUAAUGUGUUUAGUGCUCCCUAUUAGUGCCCUGAUACAGUCGAAAUUUAGGCAAUUCUCCCCACAGGUAAUAUAGAGAUUGUCAGGGAAUUCCUACUUAUUAUCUUCUUGUUGCGUUAGUAUUGUUUACAAAAUUGAAAGAAUGCAAAGCAAAUAUCCUGUGUUUUAACACCAGGUUAUUGAUGAGUAAGUAUAAAAGAUCCAUUUAGAAGAGUUGGAUAAACUCUGAUUCCGAGAUGAUAUUUUCUUUAGAAUAACAUUCACAUAUUUUAUUGUUUCAUUAAGAUUCAUUGUGAAUAAUCAAAUGCAUUCAUUAUCACCAUGAUAAUAUUGUUAGAAUCCAUGAUUGAAUUCUUGUUUCUUUCUUUCUUUCUUUCUGUCUUUUCAUCUUUCUAUAGAUUUCAUAUCAAACUCAAUCAUUUAUGAAUAAUCCUAUUCUAUUGAAUAAUAAUAAUGGAAUAGUUCAUCGUUCAAUGAAUAAUCCAUUUCUUUGAUAAAAAAAUUUUUACUUAUCAUCUAGGUAUUCUUGUUGGUUCAACCACUCCAUAUAUAUAUAUAUAUAUAUAUAUAUAUAUAUAUAUAUAUAUAUAUAUAUAUAUAUAUAUAUGUGUGCGUGUGUUUGUGUAUCCAUCAUGAACGAAUUAAAAAAAGAGGAAAGACAUAUCCUUCCCUAUCUCUUCAUCAAUUAUUUUAUUGAUUAAUCGAUUGAUUUCUUUUUCCUGCCUUUCUUUAUAUAUAGAUGCAUACAUGUGUGUGUGUGUGUAUUGUGUGCAUGUCUAUCCAACUGAAUUUUUGUCUGUCAUUAAGUACACGGAGUUAUAAUUCACCUUUCUUUCUAUGAUUAUUAUUAUUAUUAUUAUUAAUAAGUAGUAAGUGUAUAAAUGGGGAAAUAAGGAUCAGUAUUGUAUGUUGUUCUGUUUUGCACUCGAGUUGUGUUUGUUUCUUCCAUUCAUUCAUUCAUUUAUUUAUUCUAAACUUACAGAUGAAGAAUUUUUACAUGAUUGUGUUUGUGUGUUUCUAUGCCGUUGAUAAUAUUUUAUGUUAUAUAUAUAUAUAGAAUAAUAAUAGGUCUCUUUUUAUUUUGUCACACAAUAAUGACCCCAUUGUGUUCCAAAGAUGUAUAUGCCUUUCUUUUUUCUUCGAUGUAUGUUGUGCAGUGUGUGCAAGUUAUAUAUCUGUAUAUUCUCUUAACAUAUUGUGACAUUCAUAUCAUUGAAAUUAUACCGACCUAUGCUUAUAAAUAUCCUAUAUAUAUACAUUCAUCUUAUCAUAUGGCCUAUAGACGGUUAAAUGAAUUGACCUAUUGUUACUUUAUUUAAUGCCCCCUUCCUUCCCUCCCCUCUCCUUCUUCUUUUUUAUGCUUUCAUUUUACAUCAUCUGUUUGUUACAAAUGAGAUUUCUGUGUAUGUGUGUACGGGUGGGUUCCCAACUAUUUUUGUCUUUCUAUUUAAAUAAAAUUGUCUUUUCACAUUUGUCUGUUUACUGCUGAUUAAUAAUACCCUACCCCUAGAUCUAUUAUUAUUAUUACUAUCUUUGGUCUUUGUUUCACAUGUUCCAAUAAUUGUUUAUCCCUUUUGAGUUCUUUCAGACACAUAUAUAUAUACCCCCACCCUCUCUCUCACACUCUCUAUCGACAUAUAUACUUCUUUUAUUUUGUUAAUUGUAUACGUCAGACUGAAAUUAUUUUUUUUUCGUUUCUUUUUCCUCUUUAUCUUCUCUUCUUUGUGUUUCUUCUUUAUUUCAUGAUGAGUUUUAUUCUUAUUGGGUAGGUAGGUAACCCAUUCCUUCUUUUUUUUUCUUUUUUGUUUUUCAUUUCUCAUUUUUAAUAAAUAUACAUUGACUAUUUAAUAAAAGUAUUAAAAUAAUAAUUAAAUUAACUUUCUUGGUCUAGCUUCAACUGACUCAUGAUUUCAAUCUGUGAAAAUUUCUAAAAAUCUCCACAAACCCCUUCUGAUAAUAAUCAUCUGCUCAUUAUUGACUGACUUCAAGAGAUACUCCUGGACUUCUAGUGGGAAGCCGUUACCAGUGGAGUACAACCAGGUCUGUUGUGAGAUAUCAGCUCACUGAAGACAAUGGUAUAUGGUGGCGCAACUUUGUGGAUUGGUUAAAGUUAGACAUUAACACCAUUGGAUGCCGGCUCAGUGGUCUAAUGCUUAAGUGCUCGCGCGCGAAGCCAGUAGGUCCUGGGUUCGAGCCCCGCGUGGUGCGGGAUCGUGGAUGCGCACUGCUGAGGAGUCCCAUACUAGGACGAAACGGCCGUCCAAUGCUUCCAGGUUUUCCAUGGUGGUCUAGCUUCAACUGACUCAUGAUUUCAAUCUGUGAAAAUUUCUAAAAAUCUCCACAAACCCCUUCUGAUAAUAAAUUAUGGUAAUAUUGUUUAUUGAAUUGAUUUGUUGUUUUUUUUUACUUGUAUCUUCUCAUUGUUAUUUAGAACUGCAGUUGAUCAGUCUCAUAAGGGUAUAUGUACAUCCUGUACGGAUUACCUCGAUAUAACUUUAAGUCACAAAAUUUUUCAAGCAAAGAUGAAUAGUGGCUAGCAGGAGAAUCCAGUUUGACGCGGGUUUCACCAUUUUUGGGAAUCAUCAGCU
This is a messenger RNA of Schistosoma haematobium, 5147 nucleotides long. RefSeq lists its product as uncharacterized. Bases 1009 to 1443 code for a protein of 144 amino acids. Gene Ontology annotation, biological process: clathrin coat assembly; clathrin-dependent endocytosis; synaptic vesicle budding from presynaptic endocytic zone membrane. The record is from RefSeq and is a predicted model, not a curated record. Gene Ontology annotation, cellular component: extrinsic component of presynaptic endocytic zone membrane; clathrin-coated pit; synaptic vesicle. Gene Ontology annotation, molecular function: clathrin heavy chain binding; 1-phosphatidylinositol binding; SNARE binding. The transcript is spliced from 4 exons. NCBI's taxonomy places the organism in Eukaryota, Metazoa, Platyhelminthes, Trematoda, Strigeidida, Schistosomatidae.